Molecule: messenger RNA, 3440 nt
Organism: Camellia sinensis
Lineage: Eukaryota; Viridiplantae; Streptophyta; Magnoliopsida; Ericales; Theaceae
Source: RefSeq, a predicted model, not a curated record
GUCCGGAAUUUUCAGAUUAUAAAUAGUAUAUACCACCCUCAUAAAAAAAUAAAAAAUAAAAAAAAAUCAAUUCAUCAUCAAAAAAAAAUAUGGCAAAUUUGCUUGUUGUACUCUACACUGCACUUGUGUGGUGGUGCUACUUGUUGUGCAACAUCUCUGCAGCCACUUCCAUGGCAAAUGAAACAGAUAGAGUUGCAUUGGUGGCAUUCAAGGCAGCAAUAGAUGAAGACCCAUUCGGUGCCCUCACUUCCUGGAAUCAUUCAGUCCACUACUGUCUCUGGAACGGCAUUUUGUGUAGUCGUCGACAUCCUGAUAGAGUUAUUGGGAUAACUCUAAGGUCCCACGGCCUGGUUGGAUCGCUCUCACCUCAUAUAGGAAACCUCUCCUUCCUCAAGAGCCUCGUUCUUGAAAACAAUAGCUUCCAAGGCCCAAUCCCCCCAGAGAUGGGUCGCUUGUUCCGGCUUCAAAUAAUGGCACUCAACAACAAUUCAUUUGGUGGUGCAAUACCUACCAACCUGUCGCAUUGCUUGAGCCUCCAAUACCUGAACUUGAUCGACAACAACCUGACCGGAAACAUCCCAACUGAGCUAGGCUCUUUUCCAAAGCUUAUAACUUUAUACUUGGGUAAAAACAAAUUUUCCGGAACCAUCCCUCCUUCCAUUGGAAACCUCUCGUCUCUUUCCAAACUCUCUUGCGUAUAUUGUAAUUUGCAUGGGGAGAUUCCGGGGGAAAUUGCUAGGCUUCGAGGCCUGAUUUUUUUGCAGUUAUCCGCAAAUAAUCUAUCUGGCAAGAUUCCUCCCGGCCUUUACAAUAUCUCCACUAUCCAGUACUUCGGCUUAGCUCUCAACCAACUUCAUGGAAUCAUUCCCACUGAUAUAGGCUCCUCAUUUCCUAAUCUCAAGAUGCUUUAUAUUUUCAACAAUUUGUUUACUGGAACAAUUCCUACUUCACUGUCAAAUGCUUCGGGGCUUGAAAGGAUGAGCUUCUCUAAUAAUGAUUUCAGUGGGACAAUGCCGAGAGAUCUUGGAAAACUUUUGGGUCUUCAGUGGAUAAGCGUUAAUCUAAAUCGGUUGCAGGAUGACCUCACUUUUAUUUCGUUUCUAACAAAUUGCACCAGUUUACAACUUAUUGAAGGAAGUGGAAAUCUUCUCAGAGGUUCAUUGCCUGACUCCGUCGCUAAUCUCUCCACAAAUCUAUAUUUGAUGAAUUUGGAAAAUAAUCAAAUGCAUGGAAACAUUCCUUCGGGCAUCGGGAACCUCCUCAACCUCACUGUCUUGGCUAUGGGAAGGAAUUAUCUUACUGGCCCUAUUCCACCGUCCAUUGGCAGACUUCAAAAUCUGCAUACUCUGAAUUUGCAGCUGAACAAAUUCACAGAACUUCCAUCUUCACUUGGUAAUUUGACUCUCUUGAAUAUUCUCAGAUUGGGAGCAAACAACAUCCAUGGAAGCAUACCUUCAAGUUUGGGUGAUUGUCAUAGCUUGCUGGAAUUCGACCUUUCUGAAAAUAAUCUCAAUGGUUCAAUACCCCCUGAAAUUAUGAGUCUCCCAUCCAUUUCAACCUUACUCCGGUUAAGUUACAAUGCACUAACCGGUUCUCUUCCAUCAGAAGUCUCUUUGACAAAACUUGCAAACAUGGAUGUAUCCUAUAAUAGAUUAUCAGGACCCAUACCAAACACUCUGAGCAAUUGUUUGAGUCUGGAAUGGCUUCAGUUGGAGGCCAAUUCAUUUGAAGGAGAGAUACCUCAAAGUUUGAGCAUGCUGAGGGGUUUAAGAAUGUUGGAUCUUUCACGCAACAAUUUGUCAGGGAUGAUCCCAAGUUAUCUAGGUGAGCUUCAACUAGAUAUGUUGAAUUUGUCUUUUAAUAUGCUACACGGACAAGUUCCCACACAAGGAGUGUUUCAAAAUCCAAGUGCAAUUUCAAUUGCCGGAAAUAAUGAUCUAUGUGGAGGUAUUGCAAAAUUAGACCUUCCUCCUUGUCCAUCCUCCAAAUCAAGCAAGAAUAAACUAUCACACAAGAUGAAAAUGAUACUACUAGUGGUUAGUGUUGUGAUAUUUUUAUCUUUGUUAGUUAGCUUCUUUAUAUUUCUUCAACGGUGUCAUGCUUCAAAAAAGAAGACCUCUAGCACACCAUCAAUCAAACAUCAAUUUUUGAGGGUUUCUUAUGCAGAGCUUCUCAAAGCCACCAAUGGAUUCUCAGAGGCUAAUCUAGUUGGUGUUGGGAGCUAUGCUUCAGUUUACAAAGGGAUUCUUGAUCACGUUCAGGUGGUUGUGGCAGUAAAAGUGCUUAAUCUUCAAACUAGAGGAGCUUCUAAGGGCUUCAUCUCAGAAUGCAAAGCACUAAGAGAAAUAAGGCAUCGAAAUCUAUUGAAAAUUUUGAGCGUUUGUUCCAGUGUGGAUUUCCAUGGUAAUGAAUUCAAAGCUCUGGUAUAUGAAUUUAUGGCCAAUGGAAACUUGGAUAAAUGGUUGCAUCAAGUUGGAAUGGGAGACCAUGGGCAGCUAGAAGAAUCGAGAAGAAAUCUUAAACUAACCCAAAGGCUGGACAUUGCCACUGAUGUCGCUUCUGCACUAGAGUAUCUUCAUUGCGGUUGUGAGUUGACAAUUAUUCAUGGUGAUCUAAAGCCAAGUAAUGUUCUUUUGGAUGAUCAGAUGACGGCCCAUAUUGGAGAUUUUGGGUUGGCAAAAAUUAUUUCUACCUUUUCAAGUGAUGUGGCACAAGGUCAAAGCAAUUCAGUUGCAAUAAGGGGAACCAUAGGCUAUGUUGCUCCAGAGUAUGGCAUGGGGGACAUGGCUUCCACACUAGGGGAUGUAUACAGCUUUGGGAUUCUUUUAUUGGAGAUGUUUACAGGUAAGAGGCCAAUCGACGAUACGUUUAAGGAUCAUCUAAAUCUUCAUAACUUCGUUAAGGAUGCUUUGCCUGAUCGAGUGAUGGAGAUUGUGGAUCCCUACAUCCUAUUGGAGCAUAGGACUAGAAGUUGGAUUAUAGACUGCAUGGUUUCCGUUCUACAAAUUGGGGUUGCAUGUUCAAUGGAAUCGCCAAGAGAUCGAAUGAAAAUGGGGAGUGUUAUUAGCGAAUUGUGUAAGAUCAAAAAUACUUGCAUGAAUGAAGGGUUGAACCAGGACUAGAAACUAGGAGGAGGAUUUGCACCAUGAAAACCAAAGGUUACUUCCAAGGUCCUCCAUUAAUGCUACCUCAACAAUAUGCUACUUCAACAGCCAAGAGAAUACAAGUGGUGGCUUUACGUUAUUGUUGGCUUAGCAAUCUUUAAUCUAUUGCUUGUUAAGUAACUGUCACUUUUCUCCUUUGGUUAGAUUGUAUUAUAUCAAACAUAUGUUCAUGUGGGAUGUUAUGUUUCCAGCUAAGAUUGUGUGCUUGGGAUUACCAAUAUUUAUUCCUAUUAAAUUAAAACUAUCAUUUCGUUGUUUCUUGACUUUUCGUUGAAA